GUUUUAUUACUAUCCACGAGGAGAGGCUUCCCACGAAAACCGAUUCAAAGUCAGUUUAGAGGCGGAAAAGGUCCGAUGGUUUGUAGCUAUUGUCACGGGAUGCGCUUCCUCCAAAAAGGCCAAAAAGUAAACAGAUAUCGGGGUGGAAGCUAGUGGCAGCAGGGAUGAGAAAAUACUGCCGGUCAAAUAUCGCCACUUCAGUCAACGUUUGUCCUGUUGAAAUAAAACCUUGAUUUUGUUUUUUAAAGAGAGCUCACAAGACAUUCAACAAAGGGAACGGGGAAGGCAAGAUGGAGAUGCUGUGUUUCCGGUUACCGGGUCACGGGGACACGACCCUGAAGCACAUGAAUUCUCUGAGGUCCCGUCAGCAUUUCUGUGACAUCACCAUAGUGGCCAACAACCAGACAUUCAGGGGGCAUAAGGUUGUACUUGCUGCCUGCUCGCCCUUCUUGAGGGACCAGUUCCUCCUCAACCCAUCCGCCAAGCUUCAGGUGUCAAUGCUGUAUAGCUCCACAGUGGUGUGUGACCUGCUCCAGUCUUGUUACACUGGUGUGCUGCAGUUUAACCCAGAGGACAUCGUCAACUACCUGACCGCUGCCAGCUACCUGCAGAUGGAGCAUAUUGUAGAGCGCUGCCGAGGAGCUCUGAAGAAGUAUGUCCAGCUAAAGAACCCCAGUCCACCGAAGAUGACUGCAGAGGAAGGUCAGUCUCAACCGGUGAUCGUCAGUGGCAGCAUUCAUUCUGUUGCAUCUCCUCCCCCCAGCCGACCCUCCCCUGUGGAUCCACACAGUCCUGUAGUACGACCGGUGGAGGAGAACAACGGCGAUGUGUCUGCUCAGGGCAGCAGUCAACACCACGAUGACAGUCCCGUGCUGGAUGAGCCAUGCAUUAAGGUUAAUGGAUCAGAUGAGGAAGAAACCAGACAGGAGGACUACGAUGUGUUCAGAGUGUACAUUUCCGAAGAGGAGCAGAUGAACAGAGACAGGGAGGAGGAGAAAGGCGCUCCCUCUGAUGCACCUCCAGAUGCUUCUUACCCAGAGACAGAAGGUGUUGUGAUCAGAGGAGAAGGCAGUGAAUUUGACUUGAAUCAAACAGAAGAUCUCAGCACUGGAGGACUUUCAGUGGAGGGGCUCCGCGCUUUCAGAAGGCUGUCUGAGCAUAAAAUUGGCCGGGGCAGAGGGAGAGGCAGGGGGAGGGGUUUCAAAAGGAGAAGGUGGGUGUCAUCUCAGGAGAAAAGAUCCUCAGGCUUGGCUCACCACCCGGAUUUGUGGUACCUAACAACCGCUGGAUUAGGUGGGGGUAUCGGGUUGGACUACAGCCAAGAAGGGUUGAAGACAGGAAGUUACGUGUCACUCGAACUCCCGGGGUUAGACUUCAGCAUGGGUGAAGCUCAGGGAGAAAAGGGUUCGCCAAUGGCAGCCAACAGUUUGAACCAGUAUUCCCUGGAGGAAUCUAGUUGUGGUGCCGGCGAGGGGAGUUCAGGGAUGGCAACUGUUGGAACAAAUGAGGGAGGGGACGAAUCCGUCGCAGUUGUCGGGUCCACUUCAAGCGUAGCAGGACCUGUAAUCUGUGAGCACUGCGGCAUGACUUUCCCCUCAGCCCACUCACUAGCUGUCCACUCCCGCUCCACUCACUUACUGUACGCCUGCCCCUGCUGUGGCAAACACUUCCACCACUCCGCCAACCUCACCCGACACAUGGCCGUGCACCGGGGCGCCGGCAAAACCCACCAGUGCCCCCUGUGCUAUAAGACUUUUACUCAAAAAUCCACACUGAUAGACCACAUGAACCUCCACAGUGGCGAGCGCCCGCACCACUGCGCCUACUGCCAUGCCCGCUUUGCCCACAAGCCCGCCUUACGACGCCACCUGAAGGAGCAACACGGGAAAACCACGGGGCAGAACUCCCUGCAUGAGCAGGAGGAGAUUGAGAGAGCGAGAGGAGCUGCUGGAAGGAUAAGAGAGGAAGAACAGGAAUGUUUGGUUACUGAACAAGUGUCAUAGGCCAAAGACCACAAAGUGUCUAAACUAAAGCUGCUCAGGCCCGACAGCGAAUUUCGGAAAGUGCUGUAGAGUGAGGAGAUCAUUCUGUGGGAAUGAUCUCCUCACUCACUGUUGAAAACUGACUAUGAGGCCUUUUAAAAAAUCUCAGACUGUGAAAAUAAAAGCCCUGUCACAUGAAAUAUUUUUCAAAGUUGCAUAAGAAUAUGCAUACUAAGUGAUGGAUAUAUGUAAAAAUGACUGAGAUUUAACAGUCCACGACCCGUGUUCACCGAGCCAAACCUUUUUCACACCAGACAGUUUGACUUGUCAUAAUAGAAAAAGUACAGGUGUUACUAAUAACACUAACGAUUGCUCUGUUCUAGUCAAGUGUCUCGACCAUGGCUCACAACACUGAGCCAGCACAUGAACCAUAAUUGAACCCUGAAACUGAACAAGCCAAAUGGAAUUCAGCCGUCAUUGAUUUUAUUAUUUCCACCUGUGGCUUUUCCUCCUUUGCCAUGUCAAAAUAUCUGCUAUGACAAAAGCCUAUUGAGUUUAAUGUCUGUUAGAAUAGUUUGAUUAGUUUGACUGAAGACUGUAAUCUUAAACUUGAAUACAUGUAGUACACGUUGAGUGCAAUGCCUGGCCACAUUUCAAAGAAAAGAUCAUAUAAACGAGUGUAAAUAAAAUAAUUCAAAAGCCUCUUCUCUGCUCGAUGUGAACAUUGCUCACAUGUAUAAUUUCCUGACAUGGACGCAAAUUAAAGCCCCCCCCCACCCACACACACACACACACACACACACACACACACAGCCACCGUCCACCCACGCAGGUGCUUUUACUUAUGUAGCCUGAUUAUACCCGCUAUCAAAGCUGUGAUGUUGUCAGCAGACUGCUUCGUUUGUGUUGCACCUGUGAGAGCGCAGCACAGCUUACACCAUCAUUGUUAUUUGUACAUGGAUUACAGUGCAUCAUACAUAGUUUGGUCUAAUUUACCAGGGUAAUUGAAAGCACCUGUGAAGGCAUGCAGGGCCCUUAAUGAAUCACAGAGCAAGAUGUGGCUAAAAUGUGUAAAACAUUUGAAGAUCCAAUGUGACAUAUUAGAAAAUUUUAAUUGAAAGUGUAAAAUUAUUACUAUAUUUAUUAUACAACUGAAUAACUAUUACUGAUGCUUUAACGUGAGCAGCAUUUUACUGGUCUAGAUGGAGUUGGUCUGUGCUAUUCUAUGUACUGUUUGGUGGUUUAAUCUGCAGUAUAAUGAUGCAGUGUAUUUUAUAUGCUCAUUAUAGGUUUUUAAAAUCUUAAUCUUCAAAGUUAACUAUAACUGUCAGAAAUAUAGAGAAUACAUACACCACCCAAUGUCAAUCUACAAUCUGAUAUCAUUAACAAGUGAGAAAGGUAAAGAUAACUCUGAGGUCUGUAUGUUUGUUUAAUUGUUCAGUGGUGAGUGAAUGAAUAUAGGGCAUUCGUUUCGUCCUCGUCUUUUAAGUGGGUUAUUUAGACAUUUCAACAGUUUUGGGACAUAACAUCUCUAACUCUCUCUAAGAGGUAAAUAAAUUAAGAAUACUGUGAAUUUUUUCCGAGAGUUCACUGUUUGUGAUGAACUCAGGUGUUUCUGACUUGCAGAUUGCCACCAGGUGUGUAUGUAUUUGACUGUACCUGACACUUGUGUUAAACAUACCUUAAAAAUGUUGGAACAUA
Seriola aureovittata is the source of this 3683-nucleotide messenger RNA. Its product is annotated as zinc finger and BTB domain-containing protein 12-like. The coding region runs from base 291 to 2003 and encodes 570 amino acids. Gene Ontology annotation, cellular component: nucleus. NCBI's taxonomy places the organism in Eukaryota, Metazoa, Chordata, Actinopteri, Carangiformes, Carangidae. Gene Ontology annotation, molecular function: protein binding; DNA-binding transcription factor activity, RNA polymerase II-specific; RNA polymerase II cis-regulatory region sequence-specific DNA binding. The record is from RefSeq and is a predicted model, not a curated record. The transcript has 5 exons. Gene Ontology annotation, biological process: regulation of transcription by RNA polymerase II.